AUGAAUGCAUUCUUCGAUGGAUAUAUAAACUCUCGUGCAUCAUUGCAACAAUUUGUUAGACAGUAUGAUAAUGCCCUCAAGGACAAAGCUGAAAAAGAAUAUGAGGCAGACUUUCGUUCUUUCCACACUGUUGUCCCUUGUGGAUCAAAUUCCUAUAUUGAGAGGCAAUUUCAGCAGGAGUAUACCCAUUCUAAAUUUAAUGAAGUGCAAGCUGAAUUUCGAGCAAAGAUGAAUUGUUAUGUCUGUAGCAUCACCAUUGACUCGCCAAUUUGCAUAUAUGAAGUAAUGGAAGAAAUGCAUGUGGUUGGGCGUCUAAAGGAAGGAGUCUUUCGAGUCGUCUUCAAUCGUAAUGACCAUGACAUCAAGUGCACAUGCUUAUUAUUUCAAUUUAGAGGAAUAAUAUGUAGGCACUCACUUCAGGUACUUGCACAAGAAAGGGUCAAACAAGUACCUUCACGAUAUCUUUUGCCUAGGUGGAGCCAAAACAUUCGACGGAAUUAUGCAUACAUCAAGUCAAGCUACCAUGUUAAACAGCUGCAACCACAAACGCAAAGAUUUGAUGAAUUGUGCAAGAAAUUCUAUAAGAUUGCGGAGAUUGCAUGUGAGACAAUUGAUGCCACAGCACUUCUAGACAAUACCAUGCGUGGUAUUCAAGAUAAGGUGAAGGAGAAGGUGAAGGAAGCUGCUGCAAAUACAAAAGGAAAAGGCCACCAUCAAGGUGACGCAGCGAGACCAGUGCAAGCUAAUUUAGGUGUGUCACUUUCAGCAGAUCAAGUGAACAUUCACAGUCCUAUAACAAAGCCACGUAGGGGAAGACCGCCAUCAAAGAGAAAAAUGUCAACUACAGAACAAGUAAUAAGGAAAAAGAGGACAAAGAAUAAUCAACAAGCAAUAGUCACAGAUCACAUUGUAGGAAUGGCCAGUCAAGAAUGCGAAUCAAGCCUUCACAUGGGACAUAGAACAGAUGACAUUGAUAGUGGAGGAUUUGAACAACCUCAUAGCGUGUUGACAGGUGUAAAUGGCAGCAGAAAUGACGGCGUAUAUUUACAAAAUUGUUCGGCUUCCGAACUGUCAGAUGGUCAUGCAACUAGCUUUUUAUCAUUACUAGAAGCUGAUGAGGGUCCUUCCUACAAUUAUUUAGACAGUCAGUCUACAGUGACCUCACAUGCAUCUCAGUUUCCUUACUUCAUAGGUGUGGACGGUCAUUUUGUUACAAUUACUAAUGUUACUAAUGAAUGA
Molecule: messenger RNA, 1239 nt
Organism: Lotus japonicus
Lineage: Eukaryota; Viridiplantae; Streptophyta; Magnoliopsida; Fabales; Fabaceae
Product: protein FAR1-RELATED SEQUENCE 5-like
Exons: 4
Coding region: 1-1239 (412 amino acids)
Biological process (GO): regulation of DNA-templated transcription
Molecular function (GO): zinc ion binding
Source: RefSeq, a predicted model, not a curated record